GGCCGUGCCCGGGGGCCAGGACAACGCGCGGCUCCACGCCAACCUGCUGGAGAUGGAGUUCGGGGCGGACGUGGGGCAGAACGAGGGCAACACCAUGAGCUGCUUCGAGCGCGCCCUGCGCAGCCCCCUGCCCGACGAGGCCAAGCUGCUCUUCUCGCAGCGCCGCGUCGAGUUCCUCGAGGACUUCGGCUCCAGCAUCCACAGCCUGCUCAAGGCCUACGAUGAGCACCAGAAGAUCCUGAAGGCGCACGCGGCCCGGAAACGGGCGCCCGAGAACGGCUCAGAAGAACCUGAUGACAAACGCCUCCGUCCCGACGACCCCUCGGGGCUCCCGGGACCCCUCAACUUUUCGGGGGGGGACCCCAACCCCUCCUACAACUACUGGUACCAGCACGGCUACGGCACCUACGGCUACCAGAGCCCCUGGGGCUACGGCCACUACUACGGGCAGAGCUGAGGGGGCGCUGCACCCCCACCCCUGUACAGACUGUGGGACCCCUCCCCCAAAAUUUGGGGGGGGGGCGUUGUAAAUAAA
Motacilla alba alba is the source of this 535-nucleotide messenger RNA. RefSeq names its product pre-mRNA-processing factor 39-like. The transcript is spliced from 4 exons. Bases 53 to 457 code for a protein of 134 amino acids. The record is from RefSeq and is a predicted model, not a curated record. NCBI's taxonomy places the organism in Eukaryota, Metazoa, Chordata, Aves, Passeriformes, Motacillidae.